AUGGAAAGUCAAUCGCAAGCAAGUUCUGGCGUUUCCCUCGGGAAGGGUGCUUGGGACUGCGAUGCGAGGAUGGCAAUUCCCCCAGAAAAAGAGGCCGAAGUAUUUGAAGAGAUUGCUACUAUGGACUUCCCUUUCGAAGGCAUCCCUACUGUUCCUCCUCGGAAGGACAUGGAUCACAUGACAUUCUUUUGUGGAGGCUGCAGAUACAGAGUGACAGCAUACCCUGACUGGACAGCUGCUAAGGUAAAGCAAGCACUCUGGGCAGGAGGCAUACAGAGAUCCAACAAGCCAAAGGACAAGUCCAGCACGCCAGGUCUUCAGAAAUGGGAAGAUCUGGCACUGAUUUAUGCUGGCCAAAUUAUGGAGGACGAGAGGCAGCUGAAAGAGUACAGCGUGCCACCGGGAUGCCAAGUAUGCAUUGCCGUGGAGACUGCAAAGCUCAAUGCAGAUCCAGAUGCUGACUCUGCCUACUGGAAUUGA
This is a messenger RNA of Coccomyxa subellipsoidea C-169, 480 nucleotides long. RefSeq lists its product as hypothetical. The transcript has 6 exons. Bases 1 to 480 code for a protein of 159 amino acids. The record is from RefSeq and is a predicted model, not a curated record. NCBI's taxonomy places the organism in Eukaryota, Viridiplantae, Chlorophyta, Trebouxiophyceae, Coccomyxaceae.